AUGAGACGAGUGGUGCGACAGAGCAAGUUCCGGCACGUGUUUGGCCAGGCGGUGAAAAAUGACCAGAGUUAUGACGACAUCCGGGUGUCCCGGGUUACGUGGGACAGCUCCUUCUGCGCAGUCAACCCCAAAUUCGUGGCCAUCAUCAUCGAAGCCAGCGGGGGAGGGGCGUUCCUGGUUCUGCCUUUACACAAGACAGGUAGAAUCGACAAAUCGUACCCCACCGUUUGUGGCCACACCGGGCCGGUGCUGGACAUCGACUGGUGUCCCCACAACGACCAAGUGAUCGCCAGCGGCUCCGAGGACUGCACGGUGAUGGUCUGGCAGAUCCCGGAGAACGGCCUCACGCUCUCCCUGACGGAGCCUGUCGUCAUCCUGGAAGGCCACUCCAAGAGGGUGGGCAUCGUGGCCUGGCACCCCACCGCCCGCAACGUGCUGCUCAGCGCAGGCUGUGACAACGCCAUCCUCAUCUGGAACGUGGGCACAGGGGAGCCCCUGAUCAACCUGGACGACAUGCACCAAGACAUGAUCUACAAUGUAAGCUGGAACCGCAACGGCAGCCUGAUCUGCACGGCCUCCAAAGACAAGAAGGUCCGCGUGAUCAACCCCCGGAAGCAGGAGAUCAUCGCGGAGAAAGAGAAGGCGCACGAAGGUGCCCGGCCGAUGCGAGCCAUCUUCCUCUCCGACGGGAACGUGUUCACCACGGGGUUCAGCCGCAUGAGCGAAAGGCAGCUGGCCCUUUGGAACCCGAAAAACAUGGACGACCCCGUAGCCCUCCAUGAAAUGGACACCAGCAACGGGGUCCUGCUGCCCUUCUACGACCCCGACACAAACAUCCUCUACUUAUGCGGGAAGGGCGACAGCAGCAUCCGCUACUUCGAGGUCACGGACGAGGCCCCCUUCGUGCACUACCUCAACACCUUCAGCAGCAAGGAGCCCCAGAGGGGGAUGGGCUUCAUGCCCAAGAGGGGCUUGGAUGUCAACAAGUGUGAGAUCGCCAGGUGACGAGCGGGGGAGCCCCAAGCGGGGAGCCUGGGCCGCCUUAAGUCUGACCUCUUUCAGGAUGACCUCUAUCCUGACACAGCUGGGCCCGAAGCCGCCCUGGAAGCCGAGGAGUGGUUUGAGGGGAAGAACGCCGACCCCCUCCUCAUCUCCUUGAAACACGGCUACAUCCCAGGGAAAAACCGGGACCUCAAGGUGGUCAAGAAGAACAUCCUGGACAACAAGCCGGCUGCCAACAAGAAGAGUGAUCUCAUCAGCACCCCAAAGAAAGCGAUGGACACCUCAAACCCUCAAAACGAAGCCAAAUUGGAAGAAAUCUUGAAGGAGCUCCGGUCGCUAAAAGACACAAUCGCGCAUCAGGACGAGCGCAUUUCCAAAUUAGAACAGCAGGUGGUGAAGAUGGCCGUCUGA
Messenger RNA from Protobothrops mucrosquamatus (brown spotted pit viper), 1413 nucleotides. It is a transcript of the gene CORO1C, whose product is annotated as coronin 1C. The record is from RefSeq and is a predicted model, not a curated record. Gene Ontology annotation, biological process: actin filament organization; neural crest cell migration. The transcript has 9 exons. Lineage: Eukaryota; Metazoa; Chordata; Lepidosauria; Squamata; Viperidae. Gene Ontology annotation, molecular function: actin filament binding.